Aphanomyces astaci is the source of this 381-nucleotide messenger RNA. RefSeq lists its product as hypothetical. The transcript has 3 exons. Gene Ontology annotation, biological process: pyruvate import into mitochondria. The record is from RefSeq and is a predicted model, not a curated record. The coding region runs from base 31 to 345 and encodes 104 amino acids. NCBI's taxonomy places the organism in Eukaryota, Oomycota, Saprolegniomycetes, Saprolegniales, Verrucalvaceae. Gene Ontology annotation, cellular component: mitochondrial inner membrane.
UGGGGUUGUGACAUCAUAAGCGUUUGCAUCAUGUCGUUCGCAGGUCGGUUCAAGGCGUUUGUCAACCAUCCGACGGGCCCCAAGACCACGCACUUCUGGGGCCCCGUGGCCAACUGGGGCUUCGUGGCCGCCGCCAUCGCCGACAUGAACAAACCCCCCGAGAACAUUUCGAUCAACAUGACGAGUGCGAUGGCGGUGUACAGUAUGAUCUUUAUGCGAUUUGCGUGGAUGGUUCAGCCUCGCAACUACCUCCUUCUCGCGUGUCACGCGUCGAACGAAGCAGCGCAAUUGUAUCAACUGAAACGCGCGCUUGUGCACAAGUGGACGUCGCCAGCGUCGGCUUAAACCUAUCAACACGACCGACAUGUUGUAUAUCGUUCA